Messenger RNA from Humulus lupulus (European hop), 1130 nucleotides. Its product is annotated as BURP domain-containing protein BNM2A-like. The transcript has 2 exons. Bases 85 to 1038 code for a protein of 317 amino acids. The record is from RefSeq and is a predicted model, not a curated record. NCBI's taxonomy places the organism in Eukaryota, Viridiplantae, Streptophyta, Magnoliopsida, Rosales, Cannabaceae.
CUUAUCUUUCUUCUCAACAUAUAAGAAUUUGGUGGUGGAAAAUCUGAAGAGCAGAAUAGGAAACUUUUGCGAAGAUAGUUAAGGAUGGGAUUGGCUUCUUGCAAUUGGUCUCUGUUUCUUGUCCUCAUCAUCCUGUACUUUUCUGGGAGAAGUGAAUGUCAGGAGACAAAUGGAGAAUACAGCUCGAAUAUAAGACUUCCAAGUGCUACCAAAGAAGAUCAUCAUCAUCACCAUCAUGGCCAUAUGCAUAUGCAUAAUGUUGUUGAUGAUGAGGAUCAUGGUAGUCCAUCAUCAUCAUCAUCACACACUCAUCUUGACCGUCCAGCAGUAGCACAACGAUCGGUUUAUCUCAACCUGAAUGACAUAAAAGUGGGGUUAACAAAGCCCGUUUAUUUUCUAAACAAGAAGAAACUUUCUCCUGCAUUUCUGGGAAGACAGACACUAUUAGGAAAUCCUGAAUCGAUUCCAUUCUCCUCAGAACAACUUCCCAACUUUCUUAGGCUAUUCUCAGUCCCUCAAGGCUCACCACAAGCCAAAGCCAUGAAGUUCACCCUUGAUGUUUGUGAGUCUAAGCCCAUAGAAGGAGAGACAAGGAUGUGUGCUACUUCUUUUGACUCCAUGAUUAAGUUCGCGCGUGGCAUCUUCGGAUCGGACGGAUUGGGCCACGGGUUGACACAUCUCACAACAACCUUGUACAAUAUUGAUUCCAAUACCAUCUACCAAAACUACACCAUUUUGGAGGAUCUGAUAGAGAUAUCACCCCCUAAGAUGGUGGCAUGUCAUCUUAUGGAAUUUCCUUACUCUGUGUAUUCCUGCCAUAGCAUGGCCCUGGAUAGCAAGCUCUUCAAGAUGUCCUUAAGGGGCCAAAAGGUAGGCAGAGUUGAAUCCAUUGUCCUUUGUCACAUGGAUACCUCUCAGUGGGAUUCAGAUCAUCCUGCCUUCGAGGAGCUAGGGUUUGGUCCAGGGAUGGGGCCUGUUUGUCAUUUCUUCCCUGAUCACACUAAUAUCGUAUGGCUUCCUUCCUCUAUUCCAAUCUAAGUUAUAUAAUUAUAUAUCGCAACAAUAAAUCUUAAUGUUUCUUUCUAUAUAUGUAACCCUUUAUUCUAGAAAUAUUAAUGGCAUUUACUAUA